CUUUUCUGUAAACAAUCUUAUGUAAGUUCAUCACUGUGUAGUGAUAAUUAAGAUGGCAAACAGUGACAGAAACAACAACACUACCGUUUGCUGGCAGCACUCAGAUGAGUUUUCAGAGACAAACCUGCACUUACUUGAAAACGGAAUUCUCAGUGACAUAUCAUUCGCUGCUGGAAAGAAAAGAACGAUUGUCCGUGCUCACAAGAUGAUCCUAGCAAGCAGGAGCCCUGUUUUCUUUUCCAUGUUCUGUGGGUUACUGAAAGAAACUUCAACUGUAGUGGACAUACCUGAUAUCAAUGCUGAUGUCUUUCGACUAUUUUUGAAGUAUUUAUAUACACGAUCGUGUGACACGAAUGAAAAAACAGUGACGUCUUUGCUUUACUGUGCGAAAAAAUAUGACGUCCCGUCACUGCAAAAGAUCUGCCGGGAUUUCCUUAGAAAAGCCAUAACUGUUCUGAAUGUAUGCACCGUUCUAGACGAGUCAUUACUCUUUCAAGAAGACCAGCUUAAAGAUGAGUGUAUUAAUUUUAUUUCUCAGAAUACAAUCGCCGUGCUCAAGACAAGAUCAUUUAAAAACCUUUCUUCGAAUACCGUCAAACUACUUCUUGAAGACGAUAUACUGAACUGCAAGGAAAUCCAUAUUUAUUCUGCAUUGAAGGCGUGGGGUGUGUGUGAAUGCAAACGAAAGGGAAAGAAUAUUCCAACAGCUGAAAAUAUACGUGACGAAAUCGGUGAGCUGGUCAAGUUGAUUCGAUUUCCAACAAUGAGUGUGGAAGAUUUUUCUAAAUUUGUUGCGAACGACUUUGUUUUAACACCAGAGGAAAAGCUGGCUUCCUAUCAAGACAUUGUUCUUGGCGAAAAGAUAUCUGGAUAUCCAACCAAAUCUAGACAAAAACCCACAACUCAGUAUAAGGUUAUGAGAUUCCGUUCCAUAACAACUCGGACCAGAUCAAUAGAAUUGCAAUAUAAUGUCAUUUGUUUUACCGUUUCAAGAACAUGUACACUUCAUGGAGCGAUGCUCUUUCGACCAGCUACUUCAGGGAUGGCUACUGGCAAGUUUAUUGUGAAAGAAAAUGAAGAUAAUGUGUUAGUUCAAUCAGAUGUAUCUAUUGAGUUUGAGAUAGAAAAGACCACACUCGACCAUUUAUUCCCCCCAAUACGAUUGGAACCCGGGAAAGUGUACUGCGUUGAGCAUCAUACUAAACUGACUGGACACUGUGUAAACAUUUACUCUGGAACGGAUCAACAACCGAAUAUUAAUGCAGAUAAUGUCCUAGUAAAGUUUGAAAAUGUUAAAUUCAACGAGGGAACAAACAGCACAACACUGUCUACUGGCCAGAUCUUAGGACUGAUUAUCGGAGUAAAAAGGCUUAACCUAAGUUUAUAAUCAAGUCACAUCGCGGUUAAACCCAAAGUGUUGAUUUUUUUUGUAUAUAAAACAUUGUUAAAACCUGCUUUUGGUUUUCCAAACAAAUGACAAAGCUAUGACCUCGUUAAUACCUAUAUAAUGAAUUUUCCAACUGUCAUGAAUUUAAGAAUCGACAUGAUUUAAGUAAGGUUAAAGUAACGUAAAAGUGUAAAGUUGUUGGGUGUGUUUGUUAGUGUGUGCGUGUUUGUGUGUGUCUGGGCAAUCUUGUCCACAGCGUAAUGUGAACAUUCUUUGAGGUAUUCACUUCAAACUUUAUAUACAGAUAUAUUUCAUUUAAUGUAAUUGCAGAGUAUAGAAACCAUGACUCAGUUUUGUUUUAAUUAUUGGCCUUUGUUAAUUUCUAAACUUAUAUUUUGUUUGAAACAUUAUGUAAGGUAUUGAAUUCAAACUUCGAAAACAGAUAAAUCUAAUUUUUUGUCAUAAGCAUAACUUGAUAAGACUCUGAGUUAUUGUAAAUUAUUUCUAAUGUUUACAUUAAUACGUUUUAAGCAAAAUAUCGUGUAUUAUCCGCACCAUAUUAUACGUUACUUAAACAUGCGUGUUUCUUAUUCCAAAUAGCCCAUCGGUUUCAGGAAAACGUUCAUAAGUGUGUAUAUAAUGCCUUUUAUUGAUUUCUUAAUCGUGGGGUUAGCUGGAAACAUUUUGAGCCUUAAUAUAGCAACAUUUAAGCUUAUUAAUCCCCCGCCAGGAAGUGGGGAUAGAAUUAUAGUAAUGCACUUCGUCCGUCUGUCAGUCUGUCUGUCUGUCCGUCCGUCUGACUGUGUUUCUGUCCGUAACAUUUCGUGUCCGGCCUAUAACUUACUUAAAGGUCAAGGUCACACGAGACAUUUAAAGAUCAGAGUACACAUGAUCGUGUCCGCGCUAUAACUUACUUAUGCAUUGAUGGAUUACCAUAUAACUUGGUACCAAUGUUGUCCACAUUGAAAUGAUGUGCAUUGACCUAAACCCUGGUCCAUACCUCAAUGGUCAAGGUUACAUCUGACAUU
Molecule: messenger RNA, 2415 nt
Organism: Mya arenaria
Lineage: Eukaryota; Metazoa; Mollusca; Bivalvia; Myida; Myidae
Product: BTB/POZ domain-containing protein 6-B-like
Exons: 3
Coding region: 53-1387 (444 amino acids)
Molecular function (GO): protein binding
Source: RefSeq, a predicted model, not a curated record